Hevea brasiliensis (rubber tree) is the source of this 865-nucleotide messenger RNA. RefSeq names its product photosystem II repair protein PSB27-H1, chloroplastic-like. The transcript has a single exon. Gene Ontology annotation, biological process: photosystem II repair; photosystem II assembly. The record is from RefSeq and is a predicted model, not a curated record. Bases 180 to 707 code for a protein of 175 amino acids. Lineage: Eukaryota; Viridiplantae; Streptophyta; Magnoliopsida; Malpighiales; Euphorbiaceae. Gene Ontology annotation, cellular component: chloroplast thylakoid lumen; photosystem II.
GAUAAAUUUAAUAAUAAUUUAUAUAAAUAAAACUCCCUUAAACCAUGAUUGGGUAUAGUCUCAGCCAGAGAUCCAUAAAUAGGAUAAGGAGAUAAGCCUAUACGUGGCACAAGCCCACCUCCCCACUCCAGAGCUCCUCUGUAGAAGCUACUCUCCCCUUCCCUCUGCCAACAAAGUCCAUGGCGUCACCGACACUCCUAAUCCCAACCUCCAAACCAACACCCCUCUCCACCACCAGAUCCAAAGCCGUCGUUGUCGCUACCAUCAGCCCUCCACGGCCAUCACAACAGCAGCACCAGAAACAACCUCUUCGCCGCCACUUCUUGGCCUUAGCCACUACUAUUCUCACUCCAGCAAUGUUAUCCCCAGUGGCUCCAGCUCAUGCUGCAUCUGAUGAAGAGUACGUGAAGGAGACCGAAGUAGUUAUCAACAAGGUCAGAACCGCCAUCAAGAUGGACAAAAACGAUCCUAACGUAGCAGAGGUAGCCGCUGACCUAAGAGAGACAUCCAAUUCUUGGGUGGCAAAGUAUAGAAGAGAGAAGGCUUUACUUGGCCGUGCUUCUUUUCGUGAUAUAUAUUCGGCACUGAAUGCUGUGUCUGGGCAUUAUAUUAGCUUUGGACUUACAGCUCCCAUUCCAGCAAAGCGGAAGGCGAGGAUUCUUGAAGAGAUGGACACAGCUGAGAAAGCUUUAUCGAGGGGCAGAUGAUUUUUCUUCGCAUAUUGUUAAUUUUAUCCAUUCGAAUUUUGCUUUGUUUUGAGUCUGAGUUUACGUAAUUAGGUUCAUUUUGAAUCAAAUUAACCGCAUGUGUAAAUUAUCACUCAUUAUGUUUCGGUAAUAAUUAAUUCCCUUAAUGUUUUUUUUUU